Messenger RNA from Phycomyces blakesleeanus NRRL 1555(-), 1341 nucleotides. RefSeq lists its product as hypothetical. Gene Ontology annotation, cellular component: cytoplasm. Gene Ontology annotation, molecular function: protein kinase binding; protein-folding chaperone binding; heat shock protein binding. The annotation marks the transcript as partial. The record is from RefSeq and is a predicted model, not a curated record. The transcript has 5 exons. Lineage: Eukaryota; Fungi; Mucoromycota; Mucoromycetes; Mucorales; Phycomycetaceae. Gene Ontology annotation, biological process: protein stabilization; protein folding.
AUGCCUUUAGAUUAUAGCAAGUGGGACAAUCUCGAACUAUCGGAUGACUCUGACAUUGAGUGCCAUCCCAACGUUGACAAGCGUUCGAUGAUCAAGUGGAAGCAAGAGUCUAUCCACCACGAACGCGCCGAGAGAAAGGCAAAGAUAGAACACCUCGAGUUUUUGAUUGCCCAGCAAAAGCGCUUAGCUGCUCGCCUGGAAGCCCUCAAUGGUACUCUUCAAAAAGGAUCAGAUGAGGAAGAAGAAGCCAAGAAGGGCGACUUUAGACCGACAAUUCCCAACCCGAAUGGAAAUGGAAAGAUGCCCGACAAUAUUGGGCCUGACCAAGUGUUUGUGAUGAUGAUGGAUCAAAUCGAGGGUGGUCUCAAGAACCAUUCCCCUGCUCAUGUCAGAAAGGUUGUUUCCGGCCAGUUACAACAGACUCUCGAGGCUACCAACACAAACAUCCAAGCUUCCUCAAAGGAGCUCGCAGCACUGCACAAGGAAGCUGACAAGAAGCUCACUAGCGAAAACAUGUUUAAAGAAACUGCAAACCGUACAAUCCUCAACACAAAGUCGUCCUCUGCUCCCAAGGAAAAGAAAAAGGAAAAGGUCAUUGAAACCUUGAACCCUAGUGCACAAUUAAAGGAUCUUACUCCUGCAAACUCUACUAGCACACAAUCUGGUUAUGAAGGAGAUGAAGAGGACGAAGACGCAGAUGAUGAGGAUGAUAAGGAUAUUGAGCUAUCACCAAAGGCAGAAGCCUUUUCAAAGCUUAGUGGAUUUGGCCCUAGUUUCAAGUACAUCAGUGCCAACCCUGAAAUUGUCAACGAAACAAUCUCAGACCAAAUUCUCGCAGAAGCAUUUACUGCACAGCUCAAGGGACGUACAGAGUAUGCUAAGAAUUGUGUUACCCAGUCACUGACUCUUCAAUACUGUGGAAACCUUGGUAAAGAUGGUGUCAAUCUCUUUUUUAUGAGAAUGAACGGUCCCAACGCACAGCCCCGUAACAUGUUUGGUGACGAUGUCAAGAAGACAUAUGAGCGCAUUGUGAACAGAUGUGCAGAGAUUCUUGAAGAAAGGGAGAAUGAGGCUCCAGUUGAGACUAUUCAGCUGCAGCCGAUGAGCGAUGGAUCCGAAUUGACCGUGCGCAUUCCGGACCCUAAUAACGAAGAAGACAAGGGAGUCUAUGAAGUAUUUGAAGCCCUUCCCGAAGAAUUCAGAAAAGCGCUUGCCACAGCUGAUCUCGACAAGGUGAACAAGGUGCUCGAGAAAAUGAAGGUUGAGGAUGCUGAGAUGGUAAUUCAGGUCUGUUCCGAGUAUGGAUUUUUGGAUGUCGGAAGCCAAGUGGUAGACGGAACU